AUGCGUCCAUUUGCUCUUCAAAUCAUUGGCAGAGGAUUCAUCUUUCAGCAAGAUAAUGACCCGAAGCACACAUCCUCGCAUAUUCGUGACUGGUUCAACCGGCGUUAUGUGGAAGUUCUUGACUGGCCAAGUCAGUCUCCGGAUCUGAAUCCGAUUGAACAUUUAUGGGAAGAGCUGGAACGUCGCAUGAAAGGGAAAAAAGCAAGAAAUUCCGCCGAAAAAUUUGCUCAAUUUGAAGAAGCCUGGAAUGCUAUCCCACACUCUUGUCUUGACAAUUUGUUGGACUCGAUGCCACAGGCUGUUAUUUAUUUAUUUAUUUAUUCACAUACACCAAUGGUGCACCAGAAAAGAAGAUAA
Molecule: messenger RNA, 357 nt
Organism: Necator americanus (New World hookworm)
Lineage: Eukaryota; Metazoa; Nematoda; Chromadorea; Rhabditida; Ancylostomatidae
Exons: 1
Coding region: 1-357 (118 amino acids)
Molecular function (GO): nucleic acid binding
Source: RefSeq, a predicted model, not a curated record